AUGGAGAAUCUUGGUGGUUUGACGAUGUUUGUGAGUGUUAAUUCAUGUGAAUCAAGAACUUAUGUGGAUGAGGGGAUGUUGAGGAACAGUGUUUACUUCCCUAAGUUGUGUGAUGAUGAGACGCGUUGCGUGAGGUAUUCGUUUGAUGAGAGGAGAUACGAUCCGGUUGAGCACAGUGUUAACUGGGGAAAGCAGAGUUCUUCUGAGGACAUUUGGAUUAAGGCUCCUGAGUAUGGAUAUGAGAUGGUUUAG
This is a messenger RNA of Microthlaspi erraticum, 252 nucleotides long. NCBI's taxonomy places the organism in Eukaryota, Viridiplantae, Streptophyta, Magnoliopsida, Brassicales, Brassicaceae. The record is from the annotation of a GenBank genome assembly.